Prunus armeniaca (apricot) is the source of this 489-nucleotide messenger RNA. The record is from the annotation of a GenBank genome assembly. NCBI's taxonomy places the organism in Eukaryota, Viridiplantae, Streptophyta, Magnoliopsida, Rosales, Rosaceae.
AUGUUUAUUGGAUAUGGCCAAAACAGUGCAGCUUACAGGUUAUUUGUCGUCAAAAGUGAUCACAAUGUGAUAGAAGUGAAUACCAUAGUGGAAACUAAAAAUGCAGAUUUCUUCGAGGGCUUUUUCCUAAUGAAGGUCACCGUAGAGCUUGUGCCAGGUUCAAUGUUAGAAUCCGAAAGUAAUGAUAACUUAAAAGUUGAACUAAGGAGAAGUAAAAGAGCAAGGAAAGAAACUAAUCUUGGAGAUGGAUUUUACACCUUCCUAGUUGACAAUGACCCACAAACCUAUAGUGAAGCUAUAACGGCACCAGAUGCACCUUUUUGGAAAGAAGCCAUUAAAAAUGAAUUAGAGUCGAUUAUGUCUAACCAUGUUUUGGAAUUAGUGGAUAUACCUCCAGGAGCUAAAACUUUAGGGUGCAAAUGGAUUUUCAAGAAGAAAUUGAAAUCUGAUAAGUCUAUUGAUAAACAUAAAGCACUGCUUUAUAUUUAG